AUGGAAGAUAUAGACCCGUCUCGUUCAUCACCUACACCAAUCACCGUCCUCCUGAACUUGCCCUAUCGAGUUGUUUCCAUUGUUUCGGGUGCUUUGAAUGAUGCAGCUGCAAAGAAGUACGAUCUGGAAGAACAUUUCCCUGCCUCAAAUGCAUACAGAGAGCUGGUUUCAUGCUCAAACUGUACCCACUUCCAGUCUAGAAAAUUGGAAAUUCGAUUUGGGCAGAAAAAGAGCAAUGAACAAGGGAAACAAUACUGUCACCUGCUAAACUCAACCCUAACAGCAACAGAGAGGACCCUUUGUUGCAUCCUUGAAAAUUAUCAGCAGGAAGAUGGUGUUGAGAUUCCGACAGCUUUACAACCAUUCAUCCCGUUUCAGGGCCGACCUUCAAGAGAAGCAGGAAAAGGGCCAGUUUUGGUAACAAGGCCUAAAGGAAAUAAAUUACUCGUUUUACUGAAUGUUGGUUUUAUAUGCAUGGUUGUACUGUAUGCCAUUCUUUUUAGGCCAUGAUUGACGACUAGAUUUUGGUUUUGCGGUAAGCCAAAAGUUACUUGUGUCACCGAUAGCAACAUCUAGG
Papaver somniferum (opium poppy) is the source of this 577-nucleotide messenger RNA. Its product is annotated as serine--tRNA ligase-like. Gene Ontology annotation, cellular component: cytosol. The coding region runs from base 1 to 510 and encodes 169 amino acids. NCBI's taxonomy places the organism in Eukaryota, Viridiplantae, Streptophyta, Magnoliopsida, Ranunculales, Papaveraceae. The transcript is spliced from 3 exons. The record is from RefSeq and is a predicted model, not a curated record. Gene Ontology annotation, biological process: seryl-tRNA aminoacylation. Gene Ontology annotation, molecular function: serine-tRNA ligase activity; ATP binding; tRNA binding.